UGAACCAGAUCAUUCCGAUACAUUUGCUGAGAUGAGAGCAGGAUCGCAGUCCGAGUGAUCCUCGCUGGGCCGAAUGCCGACGAGAAGAAGCCAUGUGGCAAUGAAAUCUCGAGGACAGUGUAUCUGGCCCAACAAUGCGCUCUGCAGCCCAUGCGUCAGCAUCAUCUUGCACUAAGGUCGAGUCGAAUCUGAGCGCUGAUUGACCAGCAGAGGGGGUACUGUGCCCUGGGCUUCUUCAGAUCCAGGCGUUGCUCCCGACGAUCCAUGUCGUUCCAUGUCGUGAAUUGCGAGCCAUUGUCGUGAAUUGCUCGGAGCAAUUAUUCGAAAUCAACAGAUCCCAGAGCAGCGUCUAUAAGAGAGGAAGCGAGCCGACCUCAGAGCUUAAUAUGUUUUUAAGGUCGGAGGACGCCCCAUCCGCAUCCUGAUCCUCCGAUUUUCGAUAUAUCAUGCCACGCCGCAAGCGAGGUGUGUCGACUGGUCUCUUGACAAAUUGCGUGAAGAGGAAAUUGAUUUCGAAGUCCGACUGGGUUCGGUGCACAGGUGUCAAGUUGUUCAUUCAGUGCACCACCAUUCGCGCUCGCUCCCAAGCUUUGGCUCCCAGGACUCCUUGUUGGAUAGGUUCUCUCGUUGUGACAGGCUUCCACCUCACGGGCGCUCUUCAUAGGGCGCAAUGCGGCAGGAGGUUCUGGUCGUUGCUACAGUAUUACGAACACCUUUUUUGCGACGUACACACACGCAUUCGAAUACCAUCCAAAUGGUCCUAUUCUACGCCGGUCUUUGCAGGACAGAGUCCUUCGCACCGUACAAUCGCCCGACAUGCACCAGCACGACCUCUCUAGGAAUGUCCUGCCACACAACAUAAACGACUGAGAAAUCAGAAACAGGAGCGGACUGUCCCGCAGGCCUUGGGAAGUGCAUUGAGGCUGCUUUCGAUCCUGGCUUGCGUUCAGAUGCAGGUUAUCGUCGUCGACAGUGGAGAGCCGGAGAUCGGCACGUUCCUCACUCGUGUCACGCGCUAAACAAGGGGGCCGGACAGUCUGUGCAAUACGCUCACACAUCCCGCUCAGAUCAGCCCACUUCGCAGGAUCGCCGCUCCUGCGUCCUAUGAACUAUACACCGUCAUCCGAGCAAGUCUUCAUCUCUGAACGCUGCCAUAACCACAUCGACAAGUCUUGCAUGGCGGUAGCAUCAUUCGGCCGAUUCGCGACAACACCCUGAGGGCGAUGUUCCCCGUUGCUUGCAUCGUCCCAGCUCUCUGCGCGUCGUGCUAUGCCAGCCUCUACCGGGCUUCUCUCUACUAUGAUAGACAGCUACUGCCUUUCGACUUCGUUUCGCACUGUCAUAUGUACAGUAUGUUCAUUUGACAAAGGGCAUUAUUUUGAUC
Molecule: messenger RNA, 1384 nt
Organism: Mycena citricolor
Lineage: Eukaryota; Fungi; Basidiomycota; Agaricomycetes; Agaricales; Mycenaceae
Source: the annotation of a GenBank genome assembly